AUGGCAUUGCCGGGUGGUAUCGGUUCAGAUAGUGGUUCGGUUACGAGUAGUUCUGCAGUUGAACUCCGUGAAAGGUCCCCUCCUCUGACAAGGCGAGCCUUGUCAGGUCCUCGCAGAUCUCGUGAGCACUCAGACCCUUACCCCAAUCUAACUGCUCAAGCCUCAUACACGCAGAACAUCCUGAACGUAGGAGCGUCCCCACAAGAAGUCCUGGAUGCCCAACGUUUGGCUGCAGCCCAAGCAGCGCAGCAAGUGGCUGAUCAUGCUGAGCAGCUACAUGCUGUAAGGCUAGAGCAGGUAGAGAAUGAGGCUAGAGGUUUGGUUGAAGCCACCGUUGAGCAAAUGCGUGAGCAGUUGCAACAAUACGAACAUCGUUAUGAUGAGAUCCUUCAACAGGGUCGAAUCUUGGAAGAACAGCUAUCCGUAGCUAAGGCUGAGCUAAGCAAAGUCGAAGCUGAACUUCAGGUUGCUCGUGCAGGGUACCAAGAGCUUGAAGCCGCCCUAACCAGCUGCCGGGGUGAUAACAACUUGCUGAACUUCCAAAACACCCAGCUACGUGUUGAGUUGCAAGUCAAAGACCGUGAGAUUCAGAGACUUCGUCAGGCUGCUUUAAGCGCCACGAGUCCUGGGUCUUCACCUCCAAAGCCUGCACCUCGCCAGCAAGAUGUGCCAUCUGCAAUUGCACCAAGUGCCUGUUCUGGUGGUUCUAGUUGGGUACAUAUCGGUUCGGAUGGGGGCAAUAAUGGUGCACCUUCAUUGCCGCAAGUUGUCAAUGAGUCAACCCCUUGCCCUCCUGCAACCGUUUCCGACCCUCGUGUUGACCAGUUGAUUGAUGUCGUCCAGCAACUGUUUGCCCAAAGAAAUGGCACGGAUCAAGGAUGCAAUGAUGCAUCUCCUGUUCAUGAGAUCGAAGAGCCUGAGAGGCAAGAGAAGCACAUUGUUGACUACCGAGCUUUGUUGCAUCUCAAGCUUGAACCGGUUCCUUCCGACGCUGCUGGUUUCCGAGCCUGGAAAAACGCGUUGUUGGUCCAAAUUGCCAAGCUUGAUAUGUCAGGAGAAGGUUUGGUCGUUGAAUGGCUGUCUCAGUCUUUCACAGCUGAAAAAGAAGACCUUACUGAGUCUGGUUUUCUCCCUCGCCUUGACGCUUGGAUUGCUGGAGAGAUGACUUCCUUGCGUGUGUUGAAGCAAGUGACUGAGUUGGAGCAAGAGGUAAUUGCCUAUGUUGAGUUGUGCGGCCAAGCACGGUCCCAGCCGAAAGGUCGAUACAUGCUUGCCCUUCUUGCUCGUCAUUUCAGCAUCGACCGUGUUCGAGGUACUGUGCUGACUGCUUCGACGUUGUUCCAGGUUGAAAUCGGGGGAAACUCCAUGCGAGAUCUCCGAGACUUUGUGCAACGCGUAAGGACUGUUCUGUAUGCCAUACCGGUCGGACAGAGGCCAGAUGAUCGCCUCACUGGCGAAUGGCUUUUCCACCGGGCGAAGCAUAUUCGAAAGUUGGAACGCGUCAUCGAGGAUAUCAGAGAAUCUGCGCCAGAAUCCCGUCGUCGUGAGUGGGAUUACUUAUGGAACAAAAUACAAGAUAUCCUUGUUCAAGAGCGAGAAGAUGCAAACUCUCACUCAGUGAUGAAGUCUUUGCAAAUUGCCGCUCCGCAGGCAAAGACAAAGGGAGUUCCUGCAGGGACUAAGGAGGCAUCCCGGAGUUCCCCAAAGGCCAAGACUCCUGCCCCAGUGUCCACUGGACCUCCACCGAAGGCUCCAGCACCUGCAAAUCCCGCGCCAAGCCCCAAACCUAAGACAAAAGCUAAAGCGAAGGCAAAAGGCAUGUCAGAUGCAGAAAAAGCCAAGACACCUUGCAUUUUCUUCAGAAUGUCGUCUGGUUGCAUGCAUGGAGAGAAUUGCAAGUACAGCCACGCCCCUGAUAAGACCCCUAAGGUUGACCCUAAGUCUAAGCCUAAGGCCGCCGCUUCCAAGCCCAAGUCCCCAGGAGCUGUUGCAAAAGCAGUCGUGGCAAUGAUGGCUGCCUCAAGCAUGUGCAACAUUCCUGGGAGCAACGCUUUCAGCGUUGAAUGGGCUGCUGACACAGCUGCUGGUCGGCAUCUUGGAUCGGCGCGAGCGCUGGCAGACCAGGGAAUUCCGUCGGAGUCAUACAGGUCGUUUCUUGCGCACUCAGCGAGCCCUGUUACGUUCCACACAGGAGGUGGACCUCAGCCUGGCUCUCAGAGUUUGGGAUUUGCAUCCGACAAUAUGCCUCUCGCCAACCACUACAUGUUGGACAACUGUCCAGUUGUUCGGAGCACCGGUUUGGAUGUUGAAUCCGGGAAGGCCUUCAUAUGGUUACCUGGUUCCCUUCCUUUCUUUGUGCAUGACGUGUCUAAGCUUCGGAUUGAUUGCGCUGAGGAGGCCAGGUUUUAUGCAACGCGCAUAGAUGAGCAUGUGCCUAUUUUCACCAGCAAAGUUCAGUUUGUCCACGGCGUGGCUGCAUCAGCUGAUUCUCUUGAAGGGUCUGGUGAGGAAAGCCGAGAGCCUUCGCGUCCCGUUGCCCAUGAUCCAGCUGAAGAGUAUGCCAAAGACCUCCUAACAAAGCGUGGUGAUAUUCAGCCCAAUCAAGUUCGUAAGAUCUUUGGACUUGUGAAGCGUGGUUCAGCACCCCGAGGGAUUGAGCCGAGCAAUGACUCGUCCUUUGCAGUUGGCUGCUUCCGUCGAGGUGGUGUGGUCGGUCUUUUGAAGUCUACGAAGGAGUACCCUUUCGUGACUCGUGCAUUGAACCAAUUUGCGCAGCGCAAAGCCCCUGGGCAUGUUUACACCGCCAUCAAUUUGCUGCACAAUGUGUCCGCAGAUCCUCACAAGGAUUCCCAUAAUGCUGGGAUUGACAAUGUUGUCAUUUCGUUGGGGGGCUUUACCGGUGGUGGUGUUUGGAUUGAAGAUGCUGCAGGAAGAGACAAAUGUCCUUUUCCAAGCGUUUCGCAAAUUGGCAAGAUUUUGAGUUUCAAGAAAGGGGUUAUCCAGUUCUCUGCCAAAAAUCGACUACAUGCCACGCAACCUUGGACUGGUGAUCGGCUGGUGAUGAUCUUGUACGCAGCAAAAGAUCCAGCUUCUCUUGAGCUUGAUGUCUUAGAUGCUCUCAUAGGAGUUGGAUUUCCUUUGGACAAUCACCCGCUGGUUGAUGUCAUUCCAGCAGAGAUUGAGUCGUCCGAAGUGCCUUCCUCUUCGUCAGGGGGGCUGCCCAAGGAACAUCUUGUCGAGGCAAACCAUGAUGGUCCAGCUGCAUCUGCGCUUCCUGAAGGGGACAAGCCUUUAGAUGUGAGUUCGCCGGGAGUGAGCGUGAAGCAUCGCUUAUUCCAUUUCCCAAAGAACCCGUUCUGCGAUGUGUGCAAUCGAUCCAAACUCUUAUCCCGAAGGGUGCGCCGCAAGCCUCGUGAUGAGGAUUCUGAGCCCGCGUUGCUUGAAGCUUCGGAGUUUGGAGAGGUUAUUGCAGCUGAUCACAUCCAUGUGUUCAAGUCACCUAGUGACUCCAAUGCUCCCGGAAGAGAGUAUGUGGUGUUGUGCCUUCGAGAUCGCUUCACAGGAUUGUUUGCUGCUUACCCUGCCACAGAUCGUUCAACUGAUUCCAUCUUGACAUGCCUCAAGCGUUUUGUUGGGAGGAAAGUGUGCAGCAAACCGGUAUCGCUGGUUUCUGAUGCAGCAGAUGAACUCAAGCUUGCUGCAGAAACCUUGGGCUGGUUACACAUGCCUUCACUGCCGAACCGGUUUCCUCACAAUUCUCAACUUGAGCGUGAAAUUCGGUCUUUCCAAGAAGGAGUCAGGUCAUCUUUUCUUGAAGCAGGGUUUGCUGUCAGACCUGAGUUCUGGACAGUGGCUUGCCACUACGGGUCAAUGGCGAUGAACCUUUCGCAUCCUGCUCCUCUCGAAUCUGAUCUCUCACGAUGGGACUUUGCAGUUGCGCACUUCGAUGCCGAAGACGUCCCGCCUCGGGAAUUAAUCUUAGGCCAACUUGUUUUCUAUCGGGCACGAGCAGAUAGCAAGUUUGGUCCUAAUGCCAAGCCAGGGUUGUUUGCCGGAUGGAGAUUGGAGCCUGGGUUCUUGUAUAGGUCGGUUGUAUACGUGCUGGAUUUAGCCAAAGUUCGAUUCAAACUUGGUUCUUGGGAAGAGGUAAUAUCUGUUCCUGAAGCAGAACUGUAUGUGCGCUCUGGCGAUCCAGUGUUUCCCCUCAAAAACGCAGCCGAACACACGCUGCAACUUUGUGGAGGAGAAGACUUCGCAAUACCAGAUCCUCUUCCUCUGCCUUUCUCAGGCGACCAAGCCAACGUCAAGAAAAAGGCCCGAAGGAUCUACAUCACCUAUUCAAGAUUUCUGAAGCUUGGCCCUACUCCAGGCUGUACUGCCUGUGAAAGAGACCGUUCCGACCACAAUCCUGAAUGUGUUGCUCGUUUUGAAAAGGCGUUCGGGGACGAGGCCAAAACUUCGUCUCAACCUUUUGAGGAUCACGAGAGGCUCUUGUCUUUCGAGCAUCUUGGUUUGCCUGAUCUUCCGCCUGAGAUCGACCCAGCCGAUGAAGAAGCAGUUGAAGUGGAACUUGCUGCUUUGGGUAGGUCUACAGGAAGAGAUUCUGAGUCAGAGCUAGACUUCCUCAGGACGCCGGAAUACGAACCUUCCAUUCCCGAAGAUGAUGAAGCACUCCCCGGUGUUGGAGCUUUGCCUGCCUGUCGGCAUCAGAAGCCUGGUGCAUUGGUACUUUAUGAGUUUUGCUGCGCUCCGGAUUCCAUGAUUGGGCACCUUGGUCCAGAACUGGGUGUUCAAGUGGUUCGGUUGUGCCGUGAAAGCAUCAAUCUCGAGGAUCCCUUGGCCAUCGAUCAGCUCAUCCACCAAGUCAGUGCAACUCCUGGUUGCUGCAUCCAUGGAUCCCUUGAAUGUGGACCUUGGUCAGCGUGGUCCCGCAUGAACCUGGCCACUAAGCCGGGAUACCUUGAAAAGCUUACCGCCGAAAGGGAGAAAUCCCGGAAGCUGUUGUUGCAAUUCAUCCGGGUUGCUGCAUUAGUCAUACUUCAGGGGGGUGAAGUAAGUUUCGAGUGGCCAAGAGACGCUGCUGGUUGGUCUUUGCCUGAGAUCAUUGCUUUUGUUGACCAGUUCAAUCUUCUCACCGUUGAGUUCCACGGAUGCGCUUUCGGACUUGACGUUCGGCCGCCACUACCGCUCGAUCUCCUGAUGUUUGAGUCUGGUAUGCGCCGCAUCCGAAUCCCUGGUUACGUCCAUCGGCUGUUGGAUAGAAGGGAAUGGACUUCCCAGCCUGCUGCACUUGAAAAGGUCCAAGAAGAAAAGGAUGGUCUUUUGAAGGCAGGUACCUGGAUAGAAGAAGAGAUCAUGCCGAAGAGUGAGGUUCUUGCAUGGGCUCGCAGGACUUCCAAUGUGAUCCACUUCGGAAACUUGAUGGUCAUCAUGAGUGUGAAAGGCGCCGAACUAGAGCCUGAUUCUUGGAAGCUUAAGGCGCGUAUCGUCUUUCGUGGAGACGAUAUACGUGACCAGACUGGAAUGUCUGCUGUAUUCGAAGAACUCUUCGCGUCUGCCCCUUCUUCGCUUGAGGGACUGAACACGGUCAUUGGAUUCGGUCUUCUCGAAUCCCAUGGUGUGACAACUAGCGACGCCAUUAAGGCGUAUACACAAGCAGCCUUGAAGAGCAAAAACCGAACUUUCGUCCUCUUGCCACCAGAACUCGUCCCAGCUUCCAAGAGAGACGUAAUUCAGCCCUGUGCACCGCUCUACAAGGCCUUGUAUGGACACCCUGAGUCAUCAGCGCAUUGGCAAAGGCAUUUGCGUGGCAUUCUCACUGGUCUUGGUGGAAUUGAAUUCCCCAACCUUCCUUCUGUGUAUUAUUUUCCCACAUUGGAUCUGAUCUUGUGCGUAUAUGUUGACGACCUCACAUUGAGCGGGAAGUUGUCGAAGCAUAAAGGUUUCUGGAGUUCCUUGUCGAAACAAGUUGACCUCGAGCCUUAUGCUCCUCUCACCAGAGUGCUUGGUCGCAGUCAUCGCCACGUCUUGUAUGACAAUCAACCAGCCCUUGCGUUGGAAACUGAAGACUUCGCCAAACAGUGUGUUGACUUGUAUGAAUCCUUGGUUGGUUCCGCUGUUAAGCACCAGAGGACCCCGCAUGUUGACCCAGGAGCUCUAUCACUAAGUGAUAAUGAUGCUCGGGGCUCUCUUGCUGACAGCGCCGCUCGCAUCCUGAUGAAGAUUCUGUGGCUUGCACGUUUGAAUCGCCCAGAUCUUAUGGUGGCCGUCACUACCCUCACGACCAAUGUCUGUCGUUGGUCAGUGAACGAUGAUAAAAGGGUUGCCAGGUUGGUGGGUUACAUUGCUGCGACGGUUCAAUACAACCCUGUGAUGUUUGUCCACGACCCAGCUUCAUCUUUGCACCUUGCCCUGUAUGUGGAUUCAGAUUUCGGCGGCUGUCCUGACACCGCGCGUUCCACAAGUGGGUAUAUCGUUGCCCUUGAAGGAAGCAACUCAUUUGCUCUUCUGUCAUGGUCCAGCAAGAGACAGAAAGUGGUCUCAAGGAGCUCUACCGAAGCAGAAUUCGUGUCCUUGAGCAGUGCGCUGUUCAAUGAUGCCUUGCCAUUACUUGAAGUUUGGCAAACCAUAAUCCCUGGCAUUAAGCUCUUGUGUCGUGAAGAUAAUGAAGCUUGCAUUGCCAUUGUCCGUAAAGGAUAUUCAGCUAAGCUGAGGCAUUUGUCCAAAACUCAUCGCAUCAACGUUUCAUCUACGUGCGAAGCUGUGAACGACAACGAUGAUGUUGAACUGGGCUAUGUCAACACUAAUGACCAGAAAGGUGAUCCUUUGACGAAGGCUCUUUCGGUCCAGAAGUGGGCUCAUGCACUGAAGUUGCUCCACAUCUCCACUGAGCAUCUGCCAGAUGUUCCCAUCUAA
Messenger RNA from Symbiodinium natans, 6915 nucleotides. The record is from the annotation of a GenBank genome assembly. Lineage: Eukaryota; Dinophyceae; Suessiales; Symbiodiniaceae.